Molecule: messenger RNA, 2636 nt
Organism: Bombus huntii
Lineage: Eukaryota; Metazoa; Arthropoda; Insecta; Hymenoptera; Apidae
Product: glutathione hydrolase 1 proenzyme-like
Exons: 11
Coding region: 377-2143 (588 amino acids)
Biological process (GO): glutathione catabolic process
Cellular component (GO): plasma membrane
Molecular function (GO): glutathione gamma-glutamate hydrolase
Source: RefSeq, a predicted model, not a curated record
ACUUCAUUUAUUAUCCCUGUCUAACGAUUUCUUUUUGGUAAAAUCUUUUUUACGCAAAUGUCCGUUAACUAUUGUGCGAAAUCGGUGUCAGAGUUUUAACAUUUGUCCUCGAUGGAAGUUACUCGUGCACCUAUGUGUGUAGUCCUUAGAUCGUUUUCAACACGGAGGAGUUGCUUCGGUGAAAACUGACAGGAUUUAAUUUAAUAAAGACAACUGACUGAAUUUAAUUUUUUAGAGCUUUGACAAAUUAAAAAAAUCAUUCUCAAGUGUUAUUCAUUUCGAAUGUUUAUCUUAAAUGAUUAUAUAGUGAUGUUCUUUGCACAUUACAUGGUGUACGUGAGAAUUAGUAUGUAUUACUGUACGCAAGUUUUAUGCAAUGGAUCAUAAAAAUGAAGCAAUUACGCGAAAUAUACUAAGCAGAAAGAGGGCUGUAAUACUUGGGGUGAGCAUCGCUGUAGUUCUAACUGUAAUACUAACGAUAAUAAUCGUUUUACUCGUUACUGGUACAGAAAAUAAGAAUUCAGAAUACACAGGCGGUACUUCGUAUUUCGGAAUAUAUACAAAGGGCGCGGUAUCUACGAACGGACAAGAAUGCGCUCAGAUAGGUGCCGGUAUGUUGAUGAGAGGUGGUUCGGCUGUCGAUGCGGCUAUAGCAUCCCUGUUGUGCGAGGGCGUUGCAUCAUUACAUAGCAUGGGGCUGGGCGGUGGAUUUUUAAUGACCAUUUGGGACUCUACUACCAAAACUGCCAAUUAUCUGGAUGCGCGGGAAACUGCUCCAUCUGACGCGCACGAGGAUAUGUUUCAAAGCAACCCUGAUUUAGCGCUGUUCGGUGGAUUAGCAAUAGCUGUGCCGGGCGAACUACUCGGAUAUUGGGAAGCUCAUCAAAAAUACGGAAAACUGCCAUGGCCCGAUUUAUUUGAGCCUACUAUUUCUUUGUGCGCCACUGGAUCUCUCGUAACUAAAUACCUGGCCUCGUAUUUGACGAGUAAAGAGCCGUUAAUAAGAGCAGAAAAGUCUUUGGCGGAAAUCCUCAUAAAUCCUAUUACCAAUUCAACAUGGAAGGUAAAUGAUAGAAUAAAGAGGCCGCGUUUGGCAGAGACGUUAAAGUUGAUCGCAAGUCAUGGACCCCAUAUAUUUUAUAACGGAACUAUAGCUGAUAGCUUAGUCGAAGAAAUCAAAACUUUCAACGGUAUCAUUAAAAAGGAAGAUCUACAAAAAUACAGAGUAAAAUGGAUGAAACCGAUAAAAUCAACGAUCGGGAAUUUAACGAUGUAUACCGCACCACCACCGGGUUCAGGUGCGAUUCUAGCUUUUAUUAUGAAUGUUCUUCACGGCAUGGUUCCUCACCACGACAACAAAAUUAUGUGGCAAAUUAUAGUCGAAACGUUUAAAUGGGCUUACGCUAAGAGAAGCGAAUUGGCUGAUCCUGAAUUCGUCGAUAUCACUUCCGUGCUUGAUAAUCUGACAUCCAUCGACUAUGCCAACAGUAUUCGAAAUAAAAUUACAAUUAAUAAAACAAACAAUGAUCCGAAAUAUUAUGGUGCUGUUAUGAGCACACCAGAGGAUUCAGGGACAUCUCACGUUUCUGUCUUAGCUCCAGACGGAUCGGCUGUAUCAGUCACAUCCACGAUAAAUCAAGUCUUUGGCGCGAUGAGACGUUCAAGAUCGACUGGGAUAAUUUUUAACGAUGAAAUGGACGAUUUUAGUUCUCCAAACAUAACUAAUGGUUUCGACGUACCACCUUCGCCAGCGAAUUUCAUUAGGCCUGGAAAAAGACCUAUGAGCUCUAUGAGUCCAACCAUCGUUGUAGACAAUAGUGGAGAAGUUCGUCUAGUAAUUGGUGCUGCAGGCGGAACUAAAAUCACCUCUGCAGUGGCAAUAGCAAUGGUAUUAAAUCUUUGGUCAGGAUAUAACGUGAAACAAGCUGUUGAUACGCUUAGAAUUCAUCAUCAGCUCUUACCAAUGGUUGUUCAAAAUGAAAAAGGAUUUUCUCCGGACGUGUUAAAUUAUUUAUCUAGCAUUGGACACAAUGUUUCAACUUACUCAGGAAUUGGAAGUGCAAUUACAGCUAUAUCCAAACAAAACGGAGAAAUAAUUGCUAGCUCAGACUUUCGCAGGGAAGGAAGAACUGCUGGCUUUUAAAUGAUUAUUUGUGGUAGAAUAUUCAUUGAUGAAUAAAUGCGAGCACACACACACAUACACACACAUGUGCCUACGCGCUUACAGUAAGUUAGAGAUAACGGAUAACAGAAAAAUGUUUCAGUAUGAUUAUACAGAAAUAUCUUUACCAAGCUCACCUUUUCUGUCAUAUAGUGUCUCAAAAAGUAUCGGUAAACUACAUAUAACGCAAAAAUGUUUAAUAUUUGUGACGAAAUAAAUGUUUAAUUGACCUUUUUAAGAUUCUCAACAGAUAUAAGCAUCAGAUAUAUGUUAUAUAAAAAAUAACAUAAAUUUUAUUAGAUACUUGAAAAUCACAGGCGUACAUUUAAUGACGCUAAUUUUUACAUAUUUUUAAAGAACGUAACAGGCCCCGUAUAAAAUAAUAAUUUAUUUUAAAAAAUGUACAUGUAUCGUUCAUUAAUUUACAUUAGUUACAUUAAUUUACAUUAAAUAAUACUACGAACUACCACUAUCA